Messenger RNA from Arctia plantaginis, 540 nucleotides. The record is from the annotation of a GenBank genome assembly. Lineage: Eukaryota; Metazoa; Arthropoda; Insecta; Lepidoptera; Erebidae.
AUGCGUCGUUCGCUUGAAAACUGGGAAAGGGGUAUCAAUAUAGGUGGAGUCACCAUAUUUAACCUCAGCUACGCAGAUGGCAUCACCCUCUUCGCCUCAUCCGAAGUAGAAAUGGCCGAGCUGCUGAUGAGACCGGAAACUAUUAGCCUAGAAAUGGGUCUUGCCAUUAACAAAUCGAAGACCAAGCUGAUGGUAAUCGACCGUUUCGCGUCAGUCCAGCAAACCAACCUUCAGCAGGAGUACGAAACGGUGGACCAGUUUCAGUAUCUUGAUUCUGUGAUUACGCAUGGUGGCAGCUGCGAAACGGCAAUACGUAUACGGAUCGGCAUAGAGAAGACAAAGAUGACUCAACUAAACAAAUUAUGGACUGUAAUAUCACAAACAAAACUAAAAUACAUUUCGUUCGCACACUUGCCUUCUCUAUUGUUAAGUCAAAGAUCAGAGGUCAAAGAGUUAGAGCUUUUAGAAUGCAUUAAAAAACUUAUAGAAAACAUAAUGUUGCUGAAAGUAUUUGCAGUCGAAAAAGGUAUAAAUGGGUAA